AGAGAUUUCUUCCUUCUUUAAACAAACACAGUUUCUGCUGCAAUCAGAAAGUUGUUUCUCUAGCUUAGCUUUUUCUAUUAACACUUCCAGAAACAUUUGAACAUGGCAAUCAGUAUGGGGCACAUUCUUCGUCCUAAGAAAGCUUUCAGGAGGUCUCCUUCAAGAACAAACAGAGAAGGCGAGAUUCCUAAGGGUCACUUUGCAGUUUAUGUAGGCGAUGGUGAGAAGAAGCGCUUUGUCAUUCCGAUUUCAUAUUUGAAAGACCAUUCGUUCCAAGACUUGCUAAGUCAAGCUGAAGAAGAAUUUGGAUUUGAUCAUCCGAUGGGUGGACUUACAAUUCCUUGCCCGGAGGAGACCUUCCUCGACAUCAUCUCUACUAUGAGCAGAUCUUGAUAGAUCACAGAGUUUAGUUUAUAGUCAUUAGAACAAUUUGCAGAAAAAAAGUAUUUUUGUACACUGUACAGUGUUUUUUUCCAUAUCUGAUUGGAAAUUUUAUACAUUUAUAUUUCAUUGGUUAGCAGACAAUAAAUAAAUUUUUUAUUAUUACCAUAUCAUUUUGAUUUUAGAUUAGAACUAUAAUACUCAGUAAAUGUACAUAAAUCCG
This is a messenger RNA of Cuscuta campestris, 604 nucleotides long. Lineage: Eukaryota; Viridiplantae; Streptophyta; Magnoliopsida; Solanales; Convolvulaceae. The record is from the annotation of a GenBank genome assembly.